AUGAUCAAGACUCCUGGUUACAGAACUAAACGUAGAAAAAUUCAAAAAGAAUUAAAUGCUUUGGAUUAUUGGAUUAACAGACCAUGUGAAGAUGAAUUAAUUACACCUAAUUCAAAUACGGUUUUACAUAUUGUAUCACCUCAAUUAAGUCAAGAAAAAAGUCCUUUGAAUUUUAGCUUGGAGAACAGUUUUGAUCAGCGUAUUCAAUUUGUUCCUGAAAAUUGUAUUGCUGAUAACAACUCUAUACUUCAAACUGUGACCACGUCUGAUUCUAUUAAGCUAACAAAAUCCAAUACAAAUAAUAAUAAUUACGAAGAAAAUGUGUUACAGUCUUUACAAGAGUGGGCAGUACAAUGUAAUGUUCAUCAAAGUACAGUUACUAAACUUUUAAAAAUAUUAAAGUAUAAAGCUGAUCUAUUAUUUUUACCCGAAACCUGCCGAACACUACUUCAUACUGAGUCAACAAAAUUAAUUGGUAUACGAGAAGUGAAUCCUGGUGUUUACUAUCAUUUUGGGCUAUUUAAUGGUAUAAUUAAGUAUUCUUCUACAAUUCCCAUUCAAGAAUGCAUAAAUAUUGCUGUUGGAGUUGAUGGGCUACCAAUAUCAAAAAGCAGUUCUGGUCAAUUUUGGCCAAUUUUGGCCUAUAUUGUUCCCUACCGUAAUUAUGUUUUCCCCAUAGGAAUAUACUAUGGUAAUGAGAAACCACGAGAUAGUAAUGAAUACCUUAAAGAUUUUAUUUCAGAAGUUAUAGAUUUAACAACUAACGGAAUUAUCAUAAAUAAUGAAAAAAAAAAGGUAGUGAUUGAAGUUAUAUGUUGUGACGCUCCAGCUAAAUCAUUUUUAUUAAGAGUGAGAGAAUACGGGGUUUUUUAG
Macrosiphum euphorbiae (potato aphid) is the source of this 873-nucleotide messenger RNA. The record is from the annotation of a GenBank genome assembly. Lineage: Eukaryota; Metazoa; Arthropoda; Insecta; Hemiptera; Aphididae.